Messenger RNA from Prorocentrum cordatum, 1234 nucleotides. The record is from the annotation of a GenBank genome assembly. NCBI's taxonomy places the organism in Eukaryota, Dinophyceae, Prorocentrales, Prorocentraceae.
GAGCUGCCUGGGCGGCAGUCGCCCAGCGGUUGCCCGGCAAGUUCCGGCACUCCGUGGCCGGGCGCCUCUGCCCAGCGACGGCGGCCACGGGCGGCGCCGACGGCGCCGACCGCGGCGACGGCUGCGACGGCCGUGGCGGCCGUGGCACUUCACCGCGCGGGGGCCGCCAGGUGCCGGCGCUGCCCUCCAACGCCGCGCCGCCAGCCGCGUCGGGGCGCAGCGACAUGGUGCCGCCGCGAGUGUCGCUCGGGGGUGCCCUACAGCUUGUCGAUCGCUGCCAGGCCAUUCGGUACUCUGCCAGGAGACUGCAGCUCAUCAAGUGCAAGUGGCACAGAGCCAGCGACACCUGCGACGCAGCGAAGUUCAAGCUACAGCUCAGCCUAUACCCCAGGAGCGACGACGACUUCAGCGUGACCUGCGACCCACUCAUCCCGACGAGGGCGAGCUACAAGCCAGGGCAGUGGUCGACGGUGCACAUGGAAAGGGCAGCCAUGCCGGCAAAUUCGGAGAAGGAGCACCUGUCCAUCGUGAUCUGCGGCCACGUCGACAGCGGCAAGAGCACCACCACGGGACGCCUGAUCUUCGAGCUGGGCGGGCUGCCCGAGCGCGAGCUCGAGAAGCUGAAGGCGGAGGCCGAGCGCCUCGGCAAGGGCUCCUUCGCCUUCGCGUUCUACAUGGACCGCCAGAAGGAGGAGCGCGAGCGCGGCGUGACCAUCGCUUGCACCACCAAGGAGUUCUACACCGAGAAGUGGCACUACACCGUGAUCGAUGCCCCGGGCCACCGCGAUUUCAUCAAGAACAUGAUCACCGGCGCCUCCCAGGCGGACGUUGCGCUCAUCAUGGUCCCCGCCGACGGUAAUUUCACGACCGCCAUCGCCAAGGGCAACCACAAGGCCGGAGAGAUUCAGGGGCAGACUCGCCAGCAUUCCCGCUUGAUCAACUUGCUGGGCGUGAAGCAAAUCUGCAUCGGCGUCAACAAAAUGGACUGCGACACUGCCGGAUACAAGCAGUCCCGCUAUCCGUCUAUCGCCAACGAGAUGAAGAGCAUGCUGGUGAAGGUCGGGUGGAAGAAGGACUUUGUCGAGAAGGGCACGCCUGUGAUGCCCAUCUCGGGCUGGAUGGGCGACAACCUGCUGAAGAAGUCCGACAACAUGGGCUGGUGGAAGGGGUGCGACGUCGAGUACGGCAAGGAGACCAUCCACGUGGACACCGUCUACGACGUGCUCGACGUGAU